GUCGUCUUCGACUUUCUUCUGUGCUGCUCCAGACAACUUGUAUCGCUAGCUCUAUCUUCUUGGCAGCGUAGUCUGCGAUGGCGUCGUCUGUGUUCUAUAGGUUCCGGUCCCAGAAGGACGAGUCGCGGGUUACCUUCGACGGUACUGGGAUAUCUGUCUUCGACCUGAAGAAGGAGAUCAUAUUAGCAAACAAUCUCAGCAAAGCAAAUGACUUUGACUUGGUUGUCUUGGACAAUGCCAGUGAAGAGUACAGGGAUGAUUCGCAAGUCAUCCCCCGUUCAUCCUCAGUCAUUGUGAAGCGUGUGCCUGCUCGCCCUGGCAGAGGUUCAGCCCAACGGUAUCUAGCCACCAGCGGUGCGACGGGCAACUCGGACGGAAUGUCCAAGGCUUCUGGUGCUCCAGGCGGCGGAAACUGGGGUCGACCGGGUGGACAUCUGUCGAAACGCUUCGAUCAUAACAACCCAAGGGAUCAGAAAGAGGAGCCUAAGCCUGCCGAGAGGCCACCCCCACCUGCACCUAUGAACAUCAACAACCCAGAUGACGAGGCCGCCGCUAUGGCCGCCAUGUUCGAGGCCCAAACGGCGAACUGGGAGGAAGCCCAGGAAAAGAUGUCCCAUGCCACACGAAUCUACAACAGUAACAACCCGCGCGGCACUCCGCGAGGAGGCAAACCGUUCCAGCCGUCACACCACCACUCUGACCGCCCAUUACCGCCGAGUUAUGUUUGUUACCGAUGUGGGCAGAAAGGUCAUUGGAUCCAAGACUGCCCGACGAACAACGACCGCGAAUUCGACCACAGGCCACGGAUCAAGCGCACAACUGGUAUCCCGCGUAGCUUCCUCAAGGCAGUCGAUAAUCCCACCACGGGCCAGCUGGGCGCAGGAGUCAUGGUCACGCCCGAGGGUGGCUACGUCGUAGCUCAGCCCGACUCCGCAUCAUGGCAAAAGCAAGUCUCGCGGCACAAAGGGCUCACCGAAGCCGACAUCCGCGAACGCCCGCCCUCCGACCCCUCGCUCGCAUGCCAGAUCGACGGCAAGCUGCUCCGCGACGCGGUGAAGACGCCCUGCUGCGGGACGCUCUUCUGCGAGGAGUGCGUGCAGACGCACCUGCUCGAGCGCGACUUUUUGUGCCCGAACUGCGCGCGCAAGAUCCCGAGCCUGGACAAGCUCGUCGUCGACAAGCCGACGCGCGCGCGCGUGCACGACUUCAUCGACGCCGAGGUCGAGCGUAGUCGCCAGGAGGCGGAGCGCCAGGACCGGGCGGCGCUCGAGGGCGCGGAGGCGGCGGCGAAGGCGGGUGCGCAGGCUGACGGGGCUGCCGAGGGUGACAAGAGCACGUCCGGUAAGGCAGCCGACAGCAUGACCACAGAGAGCGGUGGCGCCGAAGGGGGGGAGUUCUACAACGACCAGAUGGACGUCGCGCAAGUUCUCGCACAGAGCAUCCCGCAACUGCAGGCACAGAUCUCGCAGCUGCAGGGCAUGCUCAACAACACCGCGCUGCCCCAGCAGGUCCGCCAGCAGGCGCAGCUCAAGCACCAGCAGCUGCAGAUGGAGCUCCAGCAGGCGCAGGCCGUCGCCGCCAUGGCCGCCGCGUCGUCGUACCCCGGCAUGCCCGGGGUCGGGCAGAUGAACGCGGGCAUGGGCGGCGGUAUGGGCGG
This is a messenger RNA of Trametes versicolor FP-101664 SS1, 1657 nucleotides long. Its product is annotated as DWNN-domain-containing protein. Gene Ontology annotation, cellular component: nucleus. The record is from RefSeq and is a predicted model, not a curated record. The annotation marks the transcript as partial. The transcript is spliced from 7 exons. Lineage: Eukaryota; Fungi; Basidiomycota; Agaricomycetes; Polyporales; Polyporaceae. Gene Ontology annotation, biological process: mRNA processing; protein ubiquitination; ubiquitin-dependent protein catabolic process. Gene Ontology annotation, molecular function: zinc ion binding; ubiquitin protein ligase activity; nucleic acid binding.